This is a messenger RNA of Sarcophilus harrisii (Tasmanian devil), 1309 nucleotides long. It is a transcript of the gene ASB5, whose product is annotated as ankyrin repeat and SOCS box containing 5. Lineage: Eukaryota; Metazoa; Chordata; Mammalia; Dasyuromorphia; Dasyuridae. The record is from RefSeq and is a predicted model, not a curated record. The transcript is spliced from 8 exons. Bases 305 to 1294 code for a protein of 329 amino acids. Gene Ontology annotation, biological process: positive regulation of protein catabolic process; intracellular signal transduction; protein ubiquitination. Gene Ontology annotation, molecular function: protein binding.
GGCUGAUUAUCUCCAUUCAAGCCCUCUCUCAUCUGCACCUGUCCUAGGGCCAGAGACUGACGUCUGGCCCAGGAUCAGAGGAAAGGAAGAUCAAAGUCAGGUCUUGCUGCUGCUUCUCUUGCCAUAUCAAAUGCAGAGAUCUGAAGUUGGGAGGAGGGGCCACCUGUCCAUUAGCCCAGAAUGUUGCUCCCUACCACAUUGAGCUACAAUCAUCAUAGGGAUCAGCUGCUAGGGGCCGAGGGCAUCCAAAGCCAGGCACAUUUGGGACUUGGAUCUCAGUCCUAACACACAAUCUCCAGCAGCCAUGUCUAUGGAAGAGGAAAGCCGUCCUUUUGCCCAGCAGCUGUCCAAUGUCUACUUCACAAUCCUUUCACUUUUCUGCUUCAAACUCUUUGUGAAAAUCAGCCUCGCCAUCCUCAGUCACUUCUACAUUGUGAAAGGAAACCGCAAGGAGGCGGCCAGGAUCGCCGCCGAGUUCUAUGGCGUGACCCAAGGGCAAGGUUCUUGGGCAGAUCGAUCACCCCUCCAUGAAGCAGCAAGUCAAGGCCGUCUACUUGCUUUGAAGACUUUACUGUCACAGGGAUACAAUGUCAACACAGUGACCAUCGACCAUGUCACUCCACUGCAUGAAGCCUGUCUGGGAGAUCAUGUCGCAUGUGCCAGGACUCUUCUUGAAGCCGGCGCCAACGUGAAUGCAACUACAAUUGAUGGUGUGACUCCAUUAUUCAAUGCAUGCUCCCGAGGAAGUGCCAGUUGUGUCGAGCUUCUGUUGGAGUACGGUGCCAAAGCUCAGCUAGAAUCAUGCCUUCCCUCACCUACGCACGAGGCAGCCAGCAGAGGUCAUUGUGAAUGUCUAGAAGCUCUGAUAUCCUGGGGUAUAGAUGUUGACCAAGACAUUCCUCACCUGGGAACCCCUCUGUAUGUGGCUUGUAUGGCACAGCAAUACCAUUGUAUCCAAAAACUUCUUUAUGCAGGUGCUGAUGUUCAAAAAGGCAAGUAUUGGGAUACUCCAUUACAUGCUGCUGCUCAACAGUCCAGCUUAGAGAUUGUGGGUAUUCUGCUUGAAUUUGGGGCUGAUAUCAAUGCUAAAAAUACAGAGUUUCAGCGGCCUGUGGAUGUAGCUACUCCUAGAAGCUUGGUUGAGAGGAUGUUGCUACAGCAGGAAGCUACCCCAAGCUCUCUGUGCCAACUUUGCCGGCUGUGUAUCCGCAACUGCAUAGGAAGAGCAAGACUACAUCUUGUUCCCCAGCUCCAGCUUCCAAAGCUCCUGAAAGACUUCCUACAAUACCGAUAAAGCAGUAAACUCACC